This is a messenger RNA of Owenia fusiformis, 677 nucleotides long. NCBI's taxonomy places the organism in Eukaryota, Metazoa, Annelida, Polychaeta, Sabellida, Oweniidae. The record is from the annotation of a GenBank genome assembly.
AACAUGCCUCAGGAGACAUCUCAAAUGACACUAAAAUCUAUCUCGAUAAUUUGUUCAAACGCUACUUCACAGAUAUGAAAAGCGAGAUUGAGAAAGCUGUCGUAGAAGUGAGUGAAAAAACGGACAAAAGACUAAACGAAAUCGAAACUGAAAACAAGAAACUUAAGGAUGAUAUAAAAGCAGUGAAUGUAAAGUUGCAAGAACUCACUAUUGCAAUGAACGAUACUGCCCAACAAACCCGAAAAAGUAGCGUACGUGUGUUUGGUAUCCCGGAAAACAAUUCUGAAAAUCGUGAAGACUGUGCAGAAGUUGUCUAUGAACACCUCAAAACUAAGAUCCAAAACUUUUCACCUGGGGACAUCGAGGUUGCUCAUAGAGUCCCAGGAGGCAAACCUCAGAUUUCUAACCGUUCAAAACCACGCCCGAUAUUGGUGAAGUUUAAAUUCAGAGGCGUAAAGGACGUUGUUAUCCGACAGAAAAAGGCACUUAAGGGAUCUGAUCUGCGUGUGUAUGAAGACCUUACUCCAGCAAACAGGAAACUUCUUUAUGAGCUCAAACAGCAUGAUGGUAUAUCCCAAGCCUGGACUGUAAAUGGAAAAGUGUUGGGUAAACUCGCCCGAAAUGACAGUAUUGUACAGUACACCGUAGGAGAUCUUCCCCUUGGACCGAAUCUCUAA